AUGAUCUCGCCUAUACUCGUCUCCUUAGUGGCGACAACUCUUGCCGUUCCUUUACAACGUAAGUGCAUUACUGUAUCGUCCGACUCAAUAUCUAUACUUAGUACAUUGAAAGAUAACAUUACAGUCUACAGUUCCGAUGUUUUUUCUGAAGGGGGGUGUGGGAUGAAAAAAAAUCGGGAAUAA
Haemonchus placei is the source of this 183-nucleotide messenger RNA. Lineage: Eukaryota; Metazoa; Nematoda; Chromadorea; Rhabditida; Trichostrongylidae. The record is from the annotation of a GenBank genome assembly.